Messenger RNA from Notolabrus celidotus (New Zealand spotty), 3108 nucleotides. RefSeq names its product ubiquitin-conjugating enzyme E2Kb (UBC1 homolog, yeast) (gene ube2kb). Gene Ontology annotation, cellular component: nucleus. Bases 259 to 861 code for a protein of 200 amino acids. The transcript is spliced from 7 exons. Lineage: Eukaryota; Metazoa; Chordata; Actinopteri; Labriformes; Labridae. The record is from RefSeq and is a predicted model, not a curated record. Gene Ontology annotation, biological process: proteasome-mediated ubiquitin-dependent protein catabolic process; protein polyubiquitination. Gene Ontology annotation, molecular function: ubiquitin conjugating enzyme activity; protein binding.
CAUCUAGCUGCAUUGUGUGUGUUGUGUAUGUUCUGGACUCACUGGCGGUGUGCACUGGCAGGCAGGCAGUACACGGCGAGGCUGAGCUGCCUGUGAGGUUAAAAAAAAAAAACAGAAGCGGUGGACGGUGAUAGUGAAAGGACGGCUUCCUAACUGUGAAAAGCACCGAGCAAGCAGUCCCUAUACAGACGGACAACACAGGGAGAGAGAGGCCCCGGGUCUAAGCUUGAAGGCAGGAGUGUAUCAGCAGUUACAGCCAUGGCUAACAUCGCGGUGCAAAGAAUCAAGAGGGAGUUCAAAGAAGUUGUGAAAAGCGAAGAGACAAGUAAAAACCAGAUAAAAGUAGAUAUGGUGGAUGAGAACUUCACAGAGCUGAGGGGGGAGAUAGCAGGUCCUCCAGAUACACCAUAUGAAGGUGGCAAAUAUCAGCUUGAAAUAAAAAUUCCAGAAACCUAUCCUUUUAACCCACCAAAGGUGCGGUUUAUCACCAAGAUCUGGCACCCUAAUAUCAGUUCUGUGACAGGAGCAAUAUGUCUGGACAUUUUAAAAGACCAGUGGGCAGCUGCUAUGACCCUGCGAACGGUGCUGUUGUCUCUUCAGGCUCUCCUAGCUGCAGCAGAACCAGACGAUCCACAGGAUGCUGUUGUAGCAAACCAGUAUAAGCAGAACCCAGAAAUGUUCAAACAGACUGCAAGGCUGUGGUCUCACGUGUAUGCAGGAGCCCCUGUAUCCAGUCCGGAUUACACACGCAAAAUAGACAAACUCUGUGCCAUGGGCUUUGAUAAGAAUGCAGUAAUAGCAGCCUUGUCCUCAAAAUCCUGGGAUGUGGAAACGGCGACAGAGCUGCUGCUCAGCAACUGAGACCCAGCCAGGUGCGAGGAUCCUUCAUCAUAGUAUCAGCUCCCCACGGCACCAUCCACCAUUGCCUUUUGUUACGCAGACAACUCCCUUUCCCCAUUCACCACAGCAGUCUGAGCCUUCUUUCGAAACAAAUUUGUUUGCCACAAACCCAACACCGGUAGCCCCACAAUCUUCAAUAAUUUAGCACACCACCCUGUUGCCUGUCUGCCCCAUGAGUCUGUUUUUGCCACUAACUCAAACUGUAUAAAAAGCCACUACAAACUUUCAGUCAUGCAUCUUCCCUUCCAUACCCUUCAAUCAUGUUUGCUCUGAAGCUUUUUCUUCUUAUUUCUUGAAUUUCUGUUCAUUGUCACAGAGAAUCACAUAACUGCCAUUGCCUGUAGGAUUUCCCAGGGUAAAGAUUUAAAGGAUAUCCUGAAUACUGCUCUAACAGCAAACCACAAUUUACUCUCUUCUAGAACCAGUUGGAUCUUAUAUGGACAUAUAAUAUUAUUAAGGUCCAGCUGGAUUAAUUUGAUACAACUGGAGCAGUGUGAUGGAUAAUCCCUGAUCAGCUUAUUGUAGAUGUUUUAAUCAACUGCAGAAGUUUGGAUGUAAAGGUUUGUUUUUCCAUUUGUAGAAUCAGAGAACGUCACACAUCCUCAAACAUCUGCACACAGGCACUGAAAGAGAAAAGUUAUCUGUAAAUAGAGGUGUGUACAUUUGAAAAUACAAUGGGGAUAUACUUUUUUUCUUACAUUGCAUUGUAAAACAAAGUUAUUUUAAAUAUAAACUAUGCCUAGUUUACAGUUAUAAUGGAGAAAUAUCUUUUAAUGCUUUGUGAGCCCAGGAGAAACCCCUCUAAGUAUUCUUCUCUGGGGUUUGUUUUCUUUUUUGAAGACUGCUGUGUAGGGGGUGCAGCCAAAAUCCUGUUGCCAACAGCGCAGGAGGUGACAGCCAGCUCAGGCCUAAGAUGGUCAUUACACGCUACCUUUCCCUCUACACCACAAUCCAACCUUUUCGUGUGUCUUUUUGUUGUCCUUGCAUGUCCUAUGCUGCCUUUAUUUUGUUUGGCCAAAUGAUGUGGUGGUGGGGCGUCUGUUAGAUUUAACGCCUCCUCAGAUUCGUGGAGCUUGCAAGACUGUUUCUAAACCUGCGGAAAGAUGCACCUGGAUCCUCUGCUCGGCAAGCCACUUUUCUUUUAAAGCACACCCAGUUUGGCUUCAUAUUUGUGGGGAACCAAAGCCUUCUUCUGUCGAUUUUUCAAGUGUGUUGCUGGAAAAUGUUCUCCACUGCUCUGAACGGGAGAUAACUAAACCUCAAGGAAGAAAUGAGAGAUCUUGAAUGCCAUUGAUUUUGUGAUGCUGUGGUUUUGUUUUUAACUUGUUCUCUGAACAAUCUGUUUCAUCCAUGCGCACGCUAUUUUCAGCCACGGGUUAUGGAUCUACUGUCCCUCUCAGUCCUGAUGUUGAUCAUUUAAAGGGGGCUUCAUUUUGAAUCACUGAUCCAAUCCAGCAGUCCUCAAUCAAAACUUUGGCCAUAUAGAGAUGUAUAGGUGAUGUCCUAUAUAUCUGAACAUGCUUUACUACAUAGCCAAAUAAAAUGCUCAUUGAAGUUGUCUAUGAAUUAUGUCUUAUGAGUAAAAAAGAGGCUGGAACUCUGUUGUUUUAAGAAGCAGAUAGCAGACCAUCACAGUGUUUUCACACAUGAUGAUUUGAGGUACAUGGACUGUUACCCUCUGUGUAAGGAGAAGUGGGGUUUUGAUCAGUCUUCACACAUGGCCUUUUCUUUUUGGGAAACUAUCUUCCUUUUGUUUGCCCUCUAAAUUGGUCUCAUAUGACUACAACACAGAUAUUGUGCACCUUUUCAACUGAUGGUGAACCAUUUCCAGCCAAAGCCUACCCCCAAAAGGCUCAUAGUCAGGGGUCCACACCAUCUACUCUGCUUGUAAAUAGUUGGGUUCUUGAUAAAGAACUGUCUCAUUAUCACUAGAGUGCACUGUUGAUGGCUGGAUCUAUAUUUUGUAAUAAAAAGAAAGGACAAAAAAAGAAAGAGAAGCCCCCUCCUCCCCGUCUUCCUGGUGUUGUAUGUACAAUAUUGCACGACGAAGCAUAAAAACAAGGGGCUGUUGCAUCUCGGUUUCUCCAUUUGGAUCGAGACUUUUUUCUUCUUUUGUUUCUUUGGAAGCAAGCAUCAGCAGUAUAAAAAGCAUGGUUAUUUAUUGUGACAGUGUCAUGUUUCUUUGAUUAAAAAAAAGUGGAAAAUUAA